Molecule: messenger RNA, 2163 nt
Organism: Impatiens glandulifera
Lineage: Eukaryota; Viridiplantae; Streptophyta; Magnoliopsida; Ericales; Balsaminaceae
Product: phosphomannomutase/phosphoglucomutase
Exons: 18
Coding region: 104-1960 (618 amino acids)
Biological process (GO): carbohydrate metabolic process
Cellular component (GO): chloroplast stroma
Molecular function (GO): phosphomannomutase activity
Source: RefSeq, a predicted model, not a curated record
CUCUUUUUAUCUCCGUCCCCAUUACAUAGAUACAUACAUACAGUCAGUCAGCAACACCUCUUCAUCGCCUCUCGUUGUUGCCGAAAAUCGAUUGUCUCGUCAAAUGGAAGCAAUGUCAGGGAAGAUUAUUGAAAAAGUCUUGGUGGCCCAGUGCUACCAAUGGCAACAGGAUAGGAAGUGCUUCAGCAAAUACCGAGUGGAAUCUUGUACCCCAAAAUCUCAAAACAUGCUUCCCUUACAAAGGGGGAAGUUAACAUGGACUGACUCAUCUUCCAUGCAGUUGCCAAUUUGUCAGACCACAUUUAGUAACCGACGGCCUGUUAAUUGUCAUGCUUGCUCAUCUCCGGCAGCAGUAUCUUCACUUGGAAAGACUGAUUUCCUAAAGCUUCAGAAUGGAAGUGAUAUUCGAGGUGUUGCUGUUGAUGGUGUUGAAGGAGAAUCUAUUUCUCUUACUGAAGCUGUUACAGAAGCAAUAGCAGCUGCUUUUGCAUCAUGGUUGGUUGACAAGAAGAAACCUAGUGCAUCUUCACGUCUAAAAGUUUCGAUUGGCCAUGACUCUCGUAUAUCAGCCAAGUCUUUGCAGGAUGCUGUUUCUCGAGGAAUUGCUGGCGCUGGGCUAGAUGUCAUUCAAUAUGGAUUAGCAUCCACACCUGCAAUGUUUAAUAGUACACUUACUGAUGAUGCAGACAUUUUCUGUCCAGUUGAUGGAUCAAUUAUGAUCACAGCAAGCCAUCUUCCAUUCAAUAGGAAUGGUUUUAAGUUCUUUACAAACUCGGGAGGCCUUGGGAAGGCCGACAUUAAGGAUAUAUUAGAGCGUGCUGCAAAUAUAUACAAUGACUUCACAGUUGAGAGUCUAAAAGAAUCCGAAAAGAGAGCUGCUACAGCUGUGAAGGCAGUUGACUACAUGGCUGUCUAUUCCUCUGAUCUUGUAUCAGCAGUCCGCAGAGCUGCAGGAAAUACAGAUAAGCCACUGGAAGGGUUUCAUAUAAUUGUUGAUGCAGGAAAUGGAGCUGGAGGAUUUUUUGCAGCAAAAGUGCUUGAGCCACUGGGAGCAAUUACUUCUGGCAGUCAGUUCUUGGAUCCAAAUGGCUUAUUCCCAAAUCAUAUCCCAAACCCUGAGGAUAAGGAAGCAAUGAAAGCCAUUACCCAGGCUGUCCUAACUAACAAAGCUGACCUAGGCAUAAUAUUUGACACUGAUGUUGACAGAUCUGCUGCAGUGGAUUCCUCUGGACGUGAGUUCAACAGAAAUCGUCUCAUUGCUUUAAUGUCUGCUAUUGUUCUUGAGGAACAUCCUGGAACUACCAUAGUUACAGACAGUGUGACUUCUGAUGGAUUGACGACAUUUAUAGAAACAAAACUUGGUGGAAAACAUCAUAGGUUCAAGAGAGGUUACAAAAAUGUCAUUGAUGAAGCAAUACGUUUGAACUCUAUUGGUAAUGAGUCUCACUUGGCUAUUGAAACAAGUGGUCAUGGAGCCCUCAAAGAAAAUCACUGGCUUGAUGAUGGUGCAUACGUUAUGGUUAAGCUGUUGAACAAACUGGCAUCUGCCAGAGCAUCAGGAGCUGGUGGUGGCAGCAAAGUAUUGACUGAUUUGGUGGAGGGGCUAGAGGAGCCUGCUGUUGCCAUUGAACUGAGGCUGAAGAUUGAUCAGAAUCAUUCUGAUCUCAAAGGAGGAUCUUUCCGAGAAUAUGGAGAGGCUGUGUUAAAACAUCUGGAGAAGGUCAUAGAUAUGGAUCUAAAGCUUCAGAAAGCCCCUGUCAACUAUGAAGGCGUGAGAGUUUCAGGGCAUAACGGGUGGUUCCUUCUGAGACUAUCUCUUCACGAUCCAGUAUUGCCCCUUAACAUUGAGGCGCAGAGCACUGAUGAUGCAGUCAAACUUGGACUUGUGGUUCGAGCAGCUGUGAAUGAGUUUCAUGCUCUGGAUACCUCAGCCUUGGACAAAUUUGUUAGCAACUCAUAAUUGCUGGAGGAUCCCUUUUUUUUAGAACCAGUGUUCAUGCCAUCCAGUUUUUGUUUUAAAUUAUGGUCAGUCAGAAUGGGACAUCCUUCUUCCAUUGUGCCUGGAUCUAAUAAAUGAUAAAACAUGUAUGAAUGGUCAUGGCCUAAUAAUGGCCCAACUGAUCUAUCUCGUAAUGUUGUUUUGAGUUUUCUAUACUUGUGUUA